AUGGCUUCCUCGACUUUCCCGGACGUGAAAAUCAACCCAGCACCGGACCCAUACCACUUCCCUGUCUGCGAGGACGCGAAGCGCCCGCGAGUCCUCCCCGAGCUCCUCAACCCUGACCGCGGGUUUCUUAUCGACAAGCUCAGCAAACUCGAGGUGCUGAAUGAGCUUAAAGUGAACGGGGAUACGUGGCCGGAUGUCGACAGCGUGACCUGGGCCCUGCUGUGGCUCGCUGAUGUGGAGCAGCUGGAGCGCUUCGUUAACGAUCCCGUCUAUUACUUUUCGAGGGUCCUUGUUCCGGCGAGGAAGAUCACGACGAUUCUGAAGUGGGCGAGCAGACUGGAGCCGCUGGAGGCAAUUGCACCGGCUGUUAUCGAGCGGUUAGAGAAUUUGGAUAUUGAGGACAAGGACAUGGAAGAUGUUGAGCCGAAGAAAGAGAGCGUGACGGAUCUGUGCAUCAAACGCGAUCCGUACUGCGCCAUCACCAACGCAGGGGAGCCCCUCGAAGUCGCCCGUAUCUGCCCAUCCAGCUUGAUGCUCUGGAGUCAAUCGGAACGUCACUUGGAGGACAACAAUUUCUGGGGAAUGCUGGAAUGCUUUUGGAACAAGAAGAGGGUCGAGUCGUGGAGAGAGGCUGUCGCGGGCCCGGAAGGGACAGAAGUGCUGAAGAACAUGCUCUGCUUGAGCUGUGACGCGGAAAGGCUCUGGCGCAUGGGGCGCUUUGCACUCCAGCCUCUGGAUCUUUCACAGGAUGGGAAGAUCCUCCGGAUGAGGUUCUUCUGGUUGCCUCGCGCACAGUACUCGAUAUCCAUUCCCAUGACUACGCUCCCUUCUGUGUCCUCCACCUUGGACCACGUUGGCAACAGCACUUUUCUCUACAAUUGCUUGACUGACAGAGCGGUUCGUUCUGGUGAUGAGAUUACGAUGUCGACGGCAGAUCCAGUUGCGCUUCCAUUGCCAUCGCUGCAGCUCCUCGAGAUGCAAUGGAUGUUGACGCGGGUACUGGGGUUGAGCGGGCUGGCUGAUGCCGAGGCGGACGAGUUCUUUGGCACCGAGAGGGUUCAGCGCCUGGGCUCGAAUGUGACCAUACUGCCUCCGAUCAACAGGCAGUGGUAA
Messenger RNA from Aspergillus mulundensis, 1113 nucleotides. RefSeq names its product HNH endonuclease signature motif containing protein. Lineage: Eukaryota; Fungi; Ascomycota; Eurotiomycetes; Eurotiales; Aspergillaceae. The record is from RefSeq and is a predicted model, not a curated record. The transcript is spliced from 3 exons. Bases 1 to 1113 code for a protein of 370 amino acids.